AUGAUUGCCGGAAAGUAUCAACAUUACAAAAAUGAAGACAUCGACGAUUAUUUCAGUGCCGUCGGUGUACCUUACAUGGGCCGCAAAAUGAUGGCAAUGUCAUCACCACUGAUGGAGAUAUCAGUGGAUGGAGAACAAAUGACAAUCAAAAAUGUGUCCCUAAUGCGAACAGUUGAAAACAAGUUCAAACUGGGUGAGGAGUAUAUUGAGAACAUGCCUAAUGCGAAAAUAAGAAGUGUAACAACAAAGGUUGAUGAUAAAAAGAUUGAAACUAAGUCAGUAGUGGAGGAUACAGGUGCUGCAUGUGGUCGCCUCUAUGAGUUCACUGAUGAUGAGUGUGUAAUUACUCUGACCCACGAGAAAGCUGCCACCCCUGCCAAACGUUACUUUCGCCGAGUCAAAUAA
This is a messenger RNA of Spodoptera littoralis (African cotton leafworm), 405 nucleotides long. NCBI's taxonomy places the organism in Eukaryota, Metazoa, Arthropoda, Insecta, Lepidoptera, Noctuidae. The record is from the annotation of a GenBank genome assembly.